GGCGUGUCAGCUGUACGAACCAACUCAGUAUUUCGGUUCUGACACGUGCAGCCUAAUUAUGCCACGCUGAACAGCAGCAGGUAUAAAAGCCCUCCAGGGCUGAGUAGAAGAAACACAGGCUGCAGUUUGAAUGCUAGGCGUAAAUAAAACAAAAGCAAAAGACAACCAAGACUUCGCCAACUGAGAAACCAAACCUCUUGGAAGCAAUAGAUCCCGGGGCAGCAGAAAACACCGGCUCUUUUACCGACCACCUGUAACUCCAACCCUUCCAAAAAUGGCUGUUGUUCUGAAACCCUGGAGCGUCCUCGUGGCACUCGUCUUCUGCGUGCUGGUGUGUCUCGGCACCUUCGUGGAAGCCUACCCACCCAAACCGGAGAACCCCGGGGAGGACGCGGCGCCCGAGGAAAUGGCCAAAUACUACUCUGCUCUCAGACAUUACAUCAACCUCAUUACGAGACAGAGAUAUGGCAAGAGGUCCACCCCUGAGGGCGUGAUGGCGGAGCUGCUGUUCGGAGACGAGUCAGAGCACAGCCAGCGAUCACGAUCCGACGACUCAUACAUGUGGUGAUUCCCGGUCUGGUCCCCUCCGUCUCCGGCGUCCCACUCAUUGUGUCCGCUCUGCUUGAGGGAAGCCAUCUGGUAGAUCAAGCAGCAGCUCCCCGACGACCCCUGACCGUCACCGGACUGUGGCCUGUCACUCAAAGCAUGCAAUUUGUCUCUGUCCUCGCUCCUCUUCUCUCGUUCCAUCCUGCUUCUUGUCAUAUCAAGACAAUUGUACAUAAUUUAUUAUUAACAUAAUAGAAUAAAUUAAAAAGAAGUAAAUCUUGUCAUAAAUGCUAUAUCUUACAGAGAAUUUUCUUUUUGUUUGUAUUGGACAAAUGCUUAUGUGCAAUUAAAGUUUAAUGGAUGAUUCAUUUGA
Molecule: messenger RNA, 919 nt
Organism: Paramormyrops kingsleyae
Lineage: Eukaryota; Metazoa; Chordata; Actinopteri; Osteoglossiformes; Mormyridae
Product: peptide YY
Biological process (GO): feeding behavior; neuropeptide signaling pathway
Cellular component (GO): extracellular region
Molecular function (GO): neuropeptide hormone activity; neuropeptide Y receptor binding
Source: RefSeq, a predicted model, not a curated record